Molecule: messenger RNA, 1783 nt
Organism: Acaromyces ingoldii
Lineage: Eukaryota; Fungi; Basidiomycota; Exobasidiomycetes; Exobasidiales; Cryptobasidiaceae
Exons: 3
Coding region: 119-1714 (531 amino acids)
Source: RefSeq, a predicted model, not a curated record
UGGCUCCCUGUGCAUUUGCUUUUUUCGGCCCUCUUCACAGACUACCACUUCCCCCACCAUUCACACCUUCGGCACACGCUCGCUUAGCAGCAGCACUGGGGACACAAAGGUGACGACGAUGCGGCGUGCCUCAGCACCGGUGGCUCUUUCUGCAGCCCUUUCUCUUGCCGCACUCGUCGACGCUCAUGGUCACCAUCAGGAAGGCCCCGCCGAUGACUCUGUGCCCAUUGAUUCAAUUCUCUGGUUGCACAUCUUGAUCCAGUCGCUCGCCUGGUUCAUCCUCUUCCCCCUCACCAUGGUCUUGGGCCUGACAAGGCACCGCCUCCACGUGCCCCUCGCCGUGCUAGCUCUCGUCCUGACCACUGCUGGCUACUUUCUGGGCCACGGACACGGCGGAAGGUCGUUUCCCCACACGGCUCAUGGAACGGUGGCCAACCUGUUGAUCCCGCUGCUAAUGGCGCAGGGUGCACUAGGCGUCUAUCUGAAGCUCCAUCUCAAAUGGAAGGCAGAGGGCUUCGUCCGUCCGAUCGUCAUUUUCGCCCACGGCCUCAUCGGGAAGCUCUUCUCGAUUCUUGGCUGGCUGCAGAUGCUUCUUGGAAUCAUCACGCUGCGCUCCUGGUGCAUGGGCGGCCGGACGGGCCAGUGCCUCGCGCAUCACAUCAUGGGCAGCGCAUUCAUCGGCUAUGGUACCGUUCUCCUCAUCAUGCUCAAGGCUGGCGUCAGCUGGCUCUCACGGCGCAAGACCCUUACCAGCCAGGAAUUUCUCGACAGCACUGUCAUCUUUGCCUGGGGUUGUGUCAAUGCGCUCACGGAGCACCACGGCGGGCCGUGGACGCACAAGGAUUUGCAGCACACAUUGCUCGGCGUCGUCUGGGUCGCUGGUGGCGCCGCUGGUAUGUGGCUCUCCAAGGGCGGCAGGCGGAGCGUGGUACCCGCCGUGGUCAUCAUCAUCACUGGUUGGGCCAUGAGUGGACACGCACAGGCUUUGAUGAUUUCAACGAUGAUUCAUGCGCUAUUCGGGUAUUGUCUCAUGGCUGCCGGUGCCGCCCGUAUCAUCGAGGUCUGUUUUGUCCUUGGCGACGGCCCUACAGGAGAGCAACCGGACUCGGAGCGACCAUCGGAGGAAGACGAACGGCAAAGGAUGGACACGGAGAAGCAGUGGUUCCCCAUUCGCGCAUUCCAGUACCUGCCACCUUGGCUCCUCUUUGCCUCGGGCGUCCUCUUCAUGUCGGCCACCGACGAGGAGCUGCGCUGGGCAGACUCCUACGGCGUCGAUCACAUCACCUGGGGCCUCAUUGACUUCUCCAUCUCCUUUUUCCUCUUUCUUUGGGCAAACGUCCUCAUUGAUCUCUACACUUCCCAAGGUGGGCGUUAUGGGUCCGCGCGCAAGGCCGCUGCUUCCGCUACUGCUGGCCGCAGCGGUCGUGCUGGUCUUGCCGAGUCCGGUGGUCUCCGCUCGCUUUAUUCCCGCGUCAGCAUGGGUGAAUCGGCUCCGCUGCGCGUCGACGAGGACUCGGAGGAAGGCGUAGUUAGCGGCAGCUCUGGUUCCCUCGAGAUGAACAGGCUCGAGGGCAAGAGGGCAAAGAAUGACCGCUCCGAUGCGCAAAUGAAUGGAAACGUGACUGGGAAUGGUGGCCAAGGCCACCACGUCUUAUUUGACGAUGACGAAGACGAGGAGGACGACGAUCCUUUCGAUGAUGAGAGAAGACGGUGAUGCAUUGCAUUGAACCCUUUGCUACUAUACCAUCUUUCCGUUUUUCUUUUGUCAAUGGGGUCAAUGGGA